AAUUACCAAAACAAAUUUAUUGCUAUUAUAGAAAGCUUAAAACAUUUGCUUUUUAUUGUUUAAGUACAGAUUUUAUUAAGUCUCAGACUUAAUAUUAAGACUAAAUGCCUUCGUAUGAGCUUGCUUUAGUGCUGCGGCAGUUGCCACGGCCGGAAUUAAUUGGUGUCAUUCGCCGCACAGCUGAAGCUAUAUUUGAUAAAGGCGGCAUUAUAAGGAAAUUUGAGAAUCUUGGAACUCGGGCCUUACCCCACAAAGUGAGCGAGCAUGGAGUUGUGCACCGGGAGGCGACUCACUUUACAAUUGCGUUCGACACGGCGCCGACUAAGAUUGCUGACCUAAAGGAGGAGUUUGGUCGAGACAUCGAUAUUAUACGCAGGCAUAUAUUUAAGGUAGAAGACCCUGUGGAGCACAAGUGUACGCUGCACGAGGAGAUGUUGCCACCUGCGUAUCGCAAGGACGUUCAAGAAAUCAUUGAGAUAGCCAAAAGAAAACAAAAGCCAAAAUACAACUACAAUUCGGGCCUCGAUUACUAUCCCUUCCAAAAGUAGAUUAAUAAAUAAAGCAUUAUUUUCGAAAAUGCAUUUUUAUCAGUUAA
Molecule: messenger RNA, 595 nt
Organism: Drosophila busckii
Lineage: Eukaryota; Metazoa; Arthropoda; Insecta; Diptera; Drosophilidae
Gene: mRpS6
Product: probable 28S ribosomal protein S6, mitochondrial
Exons: 2
Coding region: 105-548 (147 amino acids)
Biological process (GO): translation
Cellular component (GO): ribosome; mitochondrial small ribosomal subunit
Molecular function (GO): small ribosomal subunit rRNA binding; structural constituent of ribosome
Source: RefSeq, a predicted model, not a curated record